AUGAGCCAUGCUAUCUCUGCUGAAAUUUCGAUACCAAUUCUGUUCCGUCAUGUGGCUUUGGCGUACGAGGGUACCCUGGCUGUAGCCACUCUUUCUGUCUACAGCGACUACGUUGCUUACUUGCACCGAAGCCAGAGCUCUCACAACGUGGACUACUGGAAGGAUUACCUGACCGGAUUGGAUCCUUGUCAUUUACCGUCCCUGGCUGAUGGAGCCACGGAGCCCAAGGUUCUGCGAGCGCUCGACUGGGGCAUCUCCCAUGCAGCCGACCUUCAGGCAUUCUGCAUUGACAGAGGCAUCACGCUACCCAACAUACUCUAG
Fusarium falciforme is the source of this 321-nucleotide messenger RNA. RefSeq lists its product as hypothetical. The coding region runs from base 1 to 321 and encodes 106 amino acids. The transcript has a single exon. The record is from RefSeq and is a predicted model, not a curated record. NCBI's taxonomy places the organism in Eukaryota, Fungi, Ascomycota, Sordariomycetes, Hypocreales, Nectriaceae.